Molecule: messenger RNA, 1185 nt
Organism: Galendromus occidentalis (western predatory mite)
Lineage: Eukaryota; Metazoa; Arthropoda; Arachnida; Mesostigmata; Phytoseiidae
Product: KH domain-containing, RNA-binding, signal transduction-associated protein 3
Exons: 9
Coding region: 1-1185 (394 amino acids)
Biological process (GO): regulation of alternative mRNA splicing, via spliceosome
Cellular component (GO): nucleus
Molecular function (GO): mRNA binding
Source: RefSeq, a predicted model, not a curated record
AUGUCUGAAGGCAGUGGCUCCCCCGGGGCGAUCACCGCCUCCGCCGCCGUCGACGUCAAUGCCUACUUGAAUGAACUUUUGGCUGAAAGGGAAAAACCCUCUUGCACGGGACAUGCGGCUCGACUACUCGAACAAGAAAUUGGACGUCUCCAGAACGGCGGUACAAAAUCCAGCUUCAUAGAUAUCCACAAGGGUCGACCAAUCAGACUUCAAGUCCGUGUCGUAGUUCCAGUCAAGGACCAUCCGAACUUCAACUUUGUCGGGAAACUUCUUGGGCCCAAGGGAAAUUCGCUGAAGCGUCUGCAGGAAGAAACACAAACGAAGAUGGCCAUCCUCGGUCGCGGUUCGUUUCGUGACAAGACCAAGGAAGAAGAACUGAGACAGCUAUCCGACCCGAAGUACUCUCACCUCCAUGAGGACCUCCAUGUUGAAGUGACGACAUUCGCCCCACCUGCAGAAGCUUACAGUAGAAUGUCCCAUGCCAUCUCAGAACUGAAGCCUUUCCUCGUUCCCGAUUACUACGACGAUAUCCGACAGAAUCAACUACGAGAACUAGCACUUUUAAAUCGCGACAGUCGCAAAGCCGGAGACAUCUUGGGAGGAUCUCAGAGCCCUACGUUAGGCGUAUCGUCGACUUCACCGUCUCUGCAAGCCACCACCUCACCCGUUAUGGCGCCCACGACCACUACCGCGUUUCCUUCUGUCACUGCAUUUCCCAUGGGCAUACCUACCACACCUGGCAGCCUGGUUCCAAUGAGACCGGGUCUCGUCCCAGUGGGUCUAUUGCCUCGACUUCCAGUACUGCAGCCAAACCAGGCGGCGGCGGCCGCGGUCGCAGUGGCCCAACAGCAGCAACUGCAGAGACUCGCAGCAGCUACCCGCUACAGUCAAGCAGCAAUGCAACGGCAGAUAACCGAGGUUACUACCACGCAAGCGGAUGGCCAAAACCCACCGAACCCGUCGGAUCAAUUCCUGUAUGGAGACGAGUAUCCUGACCCCACGGCGGUUCAGGUGGCUUCGCAACAGACGAACGGAGUACAGAAAGACGAUGCGGCCACUCAAAACAGCCAAACUUUCACCGAGGAAUUUGUUGAAUGGGCUCAUUCACCAUUGAACCAAUGUAAGAUCAAAGCGCGCACACGGACCAUCUUCACGCCGUACCUUGUGCCUCGAUUCGGAGUCUGA